This is a messenger RNA of Oncorhynchus nerka (sockeye salmon), 4770 nucleotides long. RefSeq names its product zinc finger protein 260-like. NCBI's taxonomy places the organism in Eukaryota, Metazoa, Chordata, Actinopteri, Salmoniformes, Salmonidae. Gene Ontology annotation, biological process: regulation of gene expression. The transcript is spliced from 8 exons. Gene Ontology annotation, cellular component: nucleus. The record is from RefSeq and is a predicted model, not a curated record. The coding region runs from base 1623 to 4067 and encodes 814 amino acids.
AAUUCUGAAACGUACCCUUAAGGAGUCUACCGUUACUCCUGAAGGUCCAAGGACCUUAUGCUAUUUUCAGAGGUAGAUUGGCUAUGACAGCCAAAUACUACCAUCUAAACGUGAAUCGAUUUAAAUUGUUACGUGAUAUGGUUCUAGAAACAAAAAACCCUCUACUUUCAUAUCACAUCAAAAAUAAUUUCAUAAAUGCAAAAAUGUUAACUUACUGUACACUGUUUUAACCGGCUUUAUCACAGUUGCAGCAAACAGUAUAUUUCAGGUUCAACACGAUUCUGCCGGCCUUCUUCGUUUACACACAGGUAUGCUAGAUAGAUAAUUAGCGCAAUUGGUCCCUCUGUCUUCCGUAAACAUGCGCUGUAACGAGAUAUGGCCGUGUGGGAAGCAUAAUUAUCCCUAUAAAGGUGUGUCUCAAUGAAACCUUUUUUAUUAUUAUUAUUUCUCACUAAUAUGAAAGAAGGUCCUUAUGUUUCCAAAACCGUACCGCAAGCGAUGCGUGUUAAUGUUCAGAUUGAGCAUAGGGGCUCUUAACAAAACUCUGUACAGAAGACACCUUCAUCCAAUGACUCUUAUGUGUAAUGUACUAAAAGUUAAAUUAAUGAAGGUUAAAUCAAUAAAAAAUAAUGGAACAGAGUCAUGAUCAAGGGCUAGGCCGUGUAGACUUGACAGUUAAUGCUGUUUUUGUAUUCUGAUCAUGGAAAUCCGAACACAUCAUGCGUCUACACCUACAUUUAAAUGUGUCCCAAUUCCCUUUUCCUGCGCUAUAUUCAAAUGCCAGUAUGCAUUCUGCAAACGGUGGAAUAAGCUAAAUAUGAUAACACGACAACAACUUGAUGGCAGUAGUUAACUACUGUAGCUUACUAGCCAGCUAACCUCUGUAGCUAGCCAGCAAGCAAAGUUAAAGGGAUUGCAAAUAACUCUAGCCAAAAAAAGGGCAUUAUUUUUCAAAAUAAUGCGACCAAGCGUUAACUUCCUGACUGAUGUUGCUUCAAUAUAUCCACAUAAUUUUCCAUCCUCAUGAAGCCAUCUAUUUUGUGAAGUGCACCAGUCCCUCCUGCAGCAAAGCACCCCCACAACACAAUGCUGCCACUCCCGUGCUUCACUAUUGAGAUGGUGUUCUUCGGCUUGCAAGCCUCCCAAUUUUUCCUCCAAACAGUUCUAUUUUUGUUUCAUCAGAUCAGAGGACAUUUCUCCAAAAAGUACAAUCUUUCUCCAUAUGUGGAGUUGUUAACCAUAGUCUGUUUUUUUUUAUGGCGGUUUUGGAGCAAUAGCUUUUUCCUUGCUGAGCGGCCUUUCAGGUUAUGUCGAUAUAGGACUUGUUUUACUGUAGAUAUAGCACCUGUUUCCUCCAGCACCUUCACAAGGUCCUUUGCUGCUGUUCUGGGAUUGAUUUGCACUUUUCACACCAAAGUAUGUUAAUCUCUAGGAGACAGAACGCAUCUCCUUCCUGAGCGGUAUGACGGCUGCGUGGUCCCAUGGAGUUUAUACUUGCGCACUGUUGUUUGUAUAGAUAAAUGUGGUACCUUCAGGCAUUUGGAAAUUGCUCCCAAGGAUGAACCAGAUUUGUGGAGGUCUACAAUUAUUUUUCUGAGGUCUUGGUUUCUUUUGAUUUUCCCAUGAUGUCAAACAACGAGGCACUGAGUUUGAAGGUAACUCUUCAGCUGUUUCAAGGUGAGCAUCCAGAAGACCUCAACAAAAUUAAGAUCCAUCUUGACAGAUUCUCAUCCUGUGGUCUUUCACAGAAUAAUGAUGCACAGAUGCAUGAGUUGGAAGAGAACUUCCUCAAGCUCACCAAAAACCUUCUUGAAGACCCAGUCGAGAGGAUCCAAUUCUUCAAGGCAGAUUUCCCUGUGGUGUAUGGCUGUGAUUUUGACAGAGCUUUGCAAGCACUUGUUUCUCAGUUCCUCUCCAGACUAGAAGAUCUGCUACCAGUGCCAGACCUUAAGCAGACUGCAUCCUGGCUCAGCGCUGUACCCUCUGCCUCGGAUGAGUGUCUGCAGUCUCUUUCUCACACAGAGGACCUGCAAUACCUGCUUCAGCACCACACAUGCUGUGGAAAGUUAGACAAACCAUUUCCCUCCUCGGCAGAAGACUGCAUCCUCGCUUCACUGUCCCUCCCUACCACAGUGGGAGUGGCAUAUACCUUUGACAGCAAAUUAGAUGUCUUGCCUAACUUGGAAGGCUCUACCCAUGUAAGCAGAGAGAUGGAAACUUUGUCAGACAGCAGAGAUUAUCAACAGGCAGAAUCAAGAGCACGUUUAGAUGGAAACCAGAACAUUAAAGAAGACCGAGUGUCUACCAUGGGUAGCGAUGAUGAUGAAUGCACAGACAGAGGUGUGGAAGAGGAGAAUGAAAACACAAGUGUUGUGGGAAGGGUUAUUUCCGAAGCAAAGGACCAGAGGAGAUGUGAAGGGGAUGUUGGGGACCUGUGCGCUGCUGGAGCACCAGACCUCGCAGCCAACUCUCCAAUGGUCACCUCCAGUGUGGCUCAAAAACCCUCCAUAUUUCCCGCCCAACUUACACUCAAAAUCAAAGGGGACCACAGAGUCAAUUCCUCCAAGAGAUCUAGAAAGAGCCCAGAAGGGAGGAUGGCUGAGUCCAGUGAAAACUCUGAUACACCUCUGCUUGAAUCCUCACAGGAAACGAUUGGUGCUGAAGAAUCAAGACCGUUUUCUCCAGACCAUGAUGACACAGAAGAGGAAAACAACGAACCUGCUUCAGGGGAGUCUUCUCGGCUGUCUAGCUGCGCUCAACCACCACCUAGUGACGUAUCGCCAUCCUCUGAGACCCUUUCAAAAGCAUUGUCCACUGCACGGCGUAUUGCCAACAAGUGCUCCCAGUGUGGAAGGUGUUUUAUCUAUCCAUCUCAACUGGUUCAGCAUCAGCGAAUUCACACUGGAGAUCGACCCUACAAAUGCACCCAGUGCGGAAAGACUUUCAGUAAUUCAACUGGGCUUUCAAAACACCACCAAAAACACUGUCUAGACGCGACCUUCGAUUGCCCCAAGUGCGGAGAGAGUUUCAGAUCUCUCCGCGAGCGGUUCAAACACUUAUCUACUCACAAGUCCCUCAAAUGUCUGUUGUGUGGAAAGAGUUGCCAGACGACUUCUGAUUUGCGAAAGCACCAGCAAACACAUAGUGUGACGCCGUCGUUCAACUGCUCUCUUUGUGAAAAACGUUUCAAGUUCCUGUCAAGCCUAACCAGGCACAACAGGACCCAUUCAGUGGAGGGGGGGUAUGCUUGUUCCAAGUGUGGGAAAACAUUUGGAUCUUUAAGUGAACGGCUCCAACAUAAGAGGACACAUAGGGCACAGCUCAACUGUACGGAUUGCGGACGGAGUUGCAGUUCCCGCUCCGAACUAAAGAGUCACCAGCAAACUCACUCUCGUGAACCUCUCUUCAACUGUCGACACUGUGAAGACAAAUUCUUUGGGUCAGUUGAGCUGAAGAUCCACCAAAAAACUCACGCAGUGGACAAACCCCAUCAGUGUGAUGCGUGUGGAAAGUGCUUUGGUGCCUUAGCCACACUUGUACUCCACCAACGGACACACACGGGGGAGAAACCCCACACAUGUCCUCGUUGUAAUAAGCAGUAUAUCUCCAAAAGUCAGCUGACGUCGCACAUGCGGACUCACACGGGCGAGCGUCCAUACAGCUGCUCUUACUGUGGGAAGUGUUUCUCUCAGUUGGCUAAUCUUACUGUGCACACAAGGAUUCACACGGGGGAGAGACCUCACAUCUGCUCUCGGUGCAAGAAAGGGUUUUGCUCAGUCGGUGACCUGCAGAAGCAUGAGCGCUCUCACACCAAAGAGAAACCUUACAGGUGCACAGUUUGUGGAAAGGCCUUCACAGUGUCAAGUCAUUUGACGGUUCACAUACGCAGUCACACAGGAGAGCGCCCCUACACCUGCCCUGAGUGUGGAAAGAGUUUUGCGCAGAGCUCUGUCUUAACUAAACAUCAAUUCACCCAUACAGGAGAGAGGCCAUACCCAUGCCAUCACUGUGUAAAAAGUUACACCCGUCUCACACACUUGAAGAGACACCUACAAACACACACUUGAGAGAGUCCGGUGUGUUUUCCUGUUUUGGUUUCUUUCUGAAAAGCGUUACCAUGGAUUGCUGUUCCACUGUCUGUCAGUGUGUUAUGCUGAAUAACAUCAAUAUAUAACUGAAAACCAUGCUCACCAUGCCUUUUUGUGAAACUGUAGUUUGUGUACAUUACUGCCAACAUGGAUGGAAAAUAAACAUUUCAAAAUAUAAAAUAACCUCUUUCAGGUUAUAGUAUGUGUCAUAUAAAUGAGCCAUUUUAUGAUACUUUCUAGCUUGGGCCUGCUUCUCUCUGGACGUUUGGGCCUGCUUCUCUCUGGACGUUUGGGCCUGCUUCUCUCUGGACGUUUGGCCUGCUUCUCUCUGGACGUUUGGGCCUGCUUCUCUCUGGACGUUUGGGCCUGCUUCUCUCUGGACGUUUGGGCCUGCUUCUCUCUGGACGUUUGUGGUUUGAGUCCGUUUAUUUUGAAUGUAACAAAUGUCAGCAUAAAAACCAAUACAAAAACUGAGGAGACAAUAUUUUAACUUUGAAAUACAACUGUAUUUUUUUUUUCUUCUUUGCAAAUGAAAGCUGUUACAGUAGGCUUAAUUUAUUAUAUUCUACCUUACCUAUUCUAUAUGUAAUAAGCAUUUGGCUUAAUUAAAAAUAAUACACAGAAACAGGUGUGUACGUAAAUGUAAAUAUUGUUUUUUAUUAAACCUUUAUUUAUUACCGUU